UAAAAUAUUAUUUUACUGACCUUCAAACCAUUCGCAUCACGAUGAGAGCUCUUCUGGUGAUUUGUAUCCUGGCUCUGGCUACUCCUGCUAUCCUGGCCCGCACUAUGGACCGCUGCUCCUUGGCUCGGGAGAUGGAUAAUCUGGGAGUUCCCCGUAAUCAAUUGGCUCGCUGGGCCUGCAUUGCCCAGCAUGAAAGUUCCUACAGAACUGGGGUGGUGGGACCGCCCAACUCCGAUGGAUCCAACGACUAUGGGAUCUUCCAGAUCAACGACCUCUACUGGUGCCAGCCGUCCAGUGGCAAGUUCUCCCACAAUGCCUGCAACAUCAGGUGCGACGACCUCCUGACCGACGACAUCAGCAGGUCGGUGAAAUGUGCCCGAAUGGUCCAGCGGGAACAGGGCUGGUCUGCCUGGUCCGUGUGGCCCCGCUGCAGUGGACAACUGCCUUCCAUCGACGACUGCUUCACCUCAGGAAAAUCGCUGACCGAUCGUCAUUUCUCCAAUCAAUUUGGAGGGGACAGCUUUUGCAAAUUCUAAAUAAUCUCAAUUUUGUGUGGGAAUUGUGUUAAUAGGAUGUCCAAUUGACGGAGAAGAUUUUAUUAAGCGGGAAGAGUAUUUACACAAGACUAAUUAAUAAUGCGCAUUUUUGUAUUCCUUGUCAACACAAUCUUUUUGUUACACUUUAUAAUCCGGUAAAUAAAUAGCAUAUUCUGAAACAAAAA
Molecule: messenger RNA, 721 nt
Organism: Drosophila takahashii
Lineage: Eukaryota; Metazoa; Arthropoda; Insecta; Diptera; Drosophilidae
Product: lysozyme X-like
Molecular function (GO): lysozyme activity
Source: RefSeq, a predicted model, not a curated record